AUGUAUUCCCGGGUUGUUUACACUACAUCGACGGCUCUCACCAGCACCACAACAGCUGUUCCCCAGCCGACAGGUUUGCCUGGUGAUAAUGUGCCGCCCACUCAGCCCUCCCCAGCCCAGUUGAUGAUGUUAUUUGCGGCCCGCGCCAGGGCUGACCACGAGGCCAUGUCUUAUUACGCAGCAGCGUUAGCCGGGGUCAUGGCCCUGUUUGUCAUAUUCUAUAUGGCAAACUUAUCUCGCAAAUUCCUGCCGACGAGGCUGGUGAAUCUAUGCGCCAUUCCGAUCAGAUUUUUCAAGAGAUAUCUUAUCCGGACCGGACCGAAAAUGACCUCCGUAGGCCACGCUUUAAUUAGCGCCGGAUAUCUGGCUUUGAAUAUCUUGUUCAUAUUCAUUCAUUCGGAUUACGAUGCCAUGCCGAUGCAGUCCGUGAUCGCAGCUCGAACAGGAUGGCUUGCUCUGGCAAAUAUAUGCUUCACCGUCUUUCUUAGUCUCCGGAACACCCCUCUCGCAUACCUUACAGCCUGGUCAUAUGAAAGGCUAAAGUUCCUUCACGGUAUCGCCGGAAUCACAAUCGUGGUACACACCAUCAUACAUGGCGCUUGCUACUCAUCCUUUUUCAUCCAGCAGAACAACGCAAUUCGCCUCCAGGUAUUGGACGAGAUUUAUGGCAUUGUCGCCGGUUUCAUGCUUCUCAGCAUGGUCAUCGUUGCUGUAAUACUCAGCCGGAAACAUUACGAGCUAUUCUAUAUCCUCCAUGUCUUGUUCUUCAUACUUUCACUGAUCUUUAUUGGCCUCCAUCACCCCGAUGUCGCCGAAAACGUGGCAUAUGCAGUUGCCGUGGCCGGUGGCAUGUGGGUUCUCGACCACGCCGUUCGCCUUACUCGUCUCGGUGUCAAUAGCGUCAACAACACAGCGACUGUUUAUCCGUUACCGAACGGCGCGACAAAGAUCGUUUUCAAGAAAUGCCCCUCUACUGCCCGCUCUGGAGAGCAUGCGUAUCUCUGGAUUCCUCGCAUUCGACUCUUGGAAACGCACCCUUUCACCAUAUCCGCGGUCGAGCCUCUAGAGUUUGUGGUAUCAGCGCAUGAUGGAUUCACCCGCGACCUACACGAGUUUGCCUCAAAGAAUCCCGGUGCAGAUCUGUCGGCCUCAGUACAGGGGCCGUACGGAUAUUUGCCCGAUCUAACAAGCUACAACCGCAUCGUGUUGAUAGCAGGCGGUAGCGGAGCUAGUUUCACGGUGGGCGUCGCAUUGAAUAUCCUCGCAAGAAUGAGAUCGGGAUCCGAACAGAAGGUAGUCAUGGUGUGGGCAGUAAAGAAAUCCGCCGUUCUUAGCUGGUUCUCUACCCACUUACAGAGGCUCCUACAACACCCUAACUUCUCCGUAUCCCUCUUUAUCACCGAUGAACCUUUGUCAUCCAGCCGCGACAGGCCACACACGCAAGACGAGGGCCAACCUGGCUCAACUGAAGGACGCCGUUCUUCAAGGCUCAGCGAUUCCGAUACCGAGGCGCUUCGGUUUAAGGAGUCAGAUGUGCAAAACACUUUUAGCCCGUCGCUUAACUACGGGCGUCCGGAUGUUGCAGCCGUGAUUCGUCAUGCGGUCGAAGAAUCGACUCCAACUCAGCGAGUUAUUGUUAUGGGUUGCGGCCCCCAGAGACUAAUGCAGGAGUUGAGAAACAAUGUCGCUAGGGAAAUCCGCGCCACAGGGCCCUCUGUGGAUCUCCAUUGCGAGCAAUUUGGGUGGUAA
Messenger RNA from Colletotrichum truncatum, 1749 nucleotides. RefSeq names its product Ferric/cupric reductase transmembrane component 2-like protein 3. NCBI's taxonomy places the organism in Eukaryota, Fungi, Ascomycota, Sordariomycetes, Glomerellales, Glomerellaceae. Gene Ontology annotation, molecular function: ferric-chelate reductase activity. Gene Ontology annotation, cellular component: plasma membrane. Gene Ontology annotation, biological process: iron ion transport; intracellular iron ion homeostasis; copper ion import. The record is from RefSeq and is a predicted model, not a curated record.